GUUACAUUUUAAAUUUGUCUUAAAGAAGAAGGAGCUGAAUCUUGGUGCUGAAAAAUGUCCGGAAACCCUGCGGACCAGGUCCACGUCUUCUACCGCUCUCCAGCGAAGUUGAAGGCAAUAUUAAGGAAAACUUUUCAUCUUAAGGAGUUUCGGGAAAAUCAACUUGAAGCAAUUAAUGCAACUUUUGAGGGAAAAGAUGUCUUUGUUGUUGGUGAUAAUGGUGCUGGUAAAAGCCUGUGUUACCAGCUACCAGCCUGCUUGUUUCAUGGAGUCACUGUGGUGAUCUCUCCAACCAUCUCCCUCAUCCUGGACCAGAUCCAGAAACUAACUAAACUGGGUAUUGUGGCCAGGAAACUCUUGGCUGCUAGGGAGGACCGUGAUGCAAAAGGUAUCUACGAGAUGUUGAAAGAAGAAGCUCCGAUGAUCAAACUGCUCUAUGUCACCCCCGAGAAGAUGAGAAUGAGUGAUCGGCUGAAAAUGGCUCUGCAGAGACUGUUUCAACGAGGACUUCUGGCUAGGUUUGUUAUCGAUGAGGCCCAGUGCCUCAGUCUGUCUGACAUCAAACACUUCCGGAAGGCCUUCGGGAAGCUGAUUGAGCUGCUGGAGGUCUUUCCGGGGGUGCCCAAGAUUGCUCUGUCAGGCCCCGUCAGGAAAUCCACCCAGAAGGAAAUCCUCAAUCAGCUGCAUAAGACCAAUUCUCAGUUGUUCAUGUACUUUAACCAAAGAAACCUAAAGUAUGCCGUGCUGACCACGACAACAAAGAGUUUGGAAACAGACUGCAUUACCUGGAUCAUGGAGCACUAUCCACAUGACUCGGGCAUCGUGUACUGCGGGAGACGAGUCGACUGUGUCUCAAUGGCAAUGGGACUGAACAUGGCAGGCCUGCCGGCAUGUUCGUAUCAUGCAGGGAAAAAUAUUGCUUACAGUGACAGAGAGAUUGCGCAGAACAAGUGGAAUAGAAAUGAAUGCCAGGUCAUCUGUGCCACUGCCCAAUCCUUUGGCUUUGGCAUCGACAAGCCGGACGUGCGGUACGUGAUCCACACCUUUCUGCCCAAGUCCAUGGAAAACUACUACCGGGAGACAGGGCGGGCCGGCAGAGACGGGAACAUGUCCCACUGCAUCCUCUUUUAUUCCGACAGCGACUAUCACCAGCUUCACUAUGUCAUCAGAAUCGAUGAAUUUGAUGAUGAUGAACCCGAGAACAGGGAAUUGGUUGACCUAGGACCCAUGGCGGAAUACUGCCAGAAUACGGCAGACUGCAGAAGACGACAACUGCUUACUUACUUACGUUGGGGCGACAUUGAAGCAAACGUAUGCCUGCCAAACUCAGAAGCCAUCUGUGACAACUGCGAAGGAGACAAUGCAGCUGCUGCUGCUACCCCCCGGACCAACCAACAACCCUUCCUCAAACCAGCUCAAUAGGAUUCAUCUAAUCAAGUGUAGUUUAAACUUUACUUUUUCCCAAAUAGACCAUAGAGCCAAGACACAAUGUCCAAUCCUUUUAGUCACAUGCGACACUAUAUGGGGACAUUGGAUCUUUGAUAGGAAUACAUUUAAUAAUCUAAUCGCCAUGUCGGGAAAAUAUUGCGUCAAACCUUGACAUUCCAUUGGGAAGGUCUGGAUGCUAGUAUAGUGAUACCACAGGAUUGCUUAGCUUCUAGAAGGAAAGUC
Molecule: messenger RNA, 1671 nt
Organism: Gadus chalcogrammus (walleye pollock)
Lineage: Eukaryota; Metazoa; Chordata; Actinopteri; Gadiformes; Gadidae
Product: recQ-like DNA helicase BLM
Exons: 12
Coding region: 55-1422 (455 amino acids)
Biological process (GO): double-strand break repair via homologous recombination; telomere maintenance
Cellular component (GO): nucleus; cytoplasm; chromosome
Molecular function (GO): ATP binding; 3'-5' DNA helicase activity; four-way junction helicase activity
Source: RefSeq, a predicted model, not a curated record